This is a messenger RNA of Protopolystoma xenopodis, 2726 nucleotides long. The record is from the annotation of a GenBank genome assembly. NCBI's taxonomy places the organism in Eukaryota, Metazoa, Platyhelminthes, Monogenea, Polystomatidea, Polystomatidae.
GUAUCCUGGGUGUCCAAGUUUUAGCCUCAAUAUCAUCUUCCAGCCCCAUCGUCAGUACUUCCAGCCCACGUCUACUAGUUGAUUGCCCCGUCACAACAGCUCUUAGUUUCUCACCCUCUCUUUUCCAUCCCACUUUCCCCAAGGUUCCAUUGCAUAAUCCCAGUUUGGUUCUCGGUCUGUCUCCGGCUGACACUCAGCUCGGGUCCCUCAACAAGAUGGUAAUUUCCUCUGGCCUUUCCCCUCUAUCUGCUUCACCUUCUGCCUCUGGUUCUUUUUCUGGUAACGUCGAUAUACUUGCAAAGGUCAAAGCGGCUAUAGUUACUACGCCCUCUACAACUCCAGUUGCCUCGCCUUCUCUUGGCUUCCUUCCUUCUAGUGUCAACAAGAGCCAUUUAUGCGGACCACUUUCCUCCAGUGGCAUCUGUGGCUUGAGUGUGCCGUUUACGGUGACUAGUUUUUCAGCUGGUCUUGCUUCAUUAGGAAGCUUUGCCGGGGCAGCCGCGUUCCGUACCACUAGUUUCAGCGCCUUUGCUGCCAAGGCCACUGCUCUUGAAACUGAUGUCCGCAAGGGCUUUGCUCAUUUUGACGUAAGCACAAUUUCUUUUUCAGAGCUGGCAGCGCGAGCUGCUAACAUAUCUUCUACUGGCCGCUCCCCUUGUCCUCCAUGUUUUUCUGCUCUGGAUGGAAAGUCACCCGCUGGAGCUGGCCUCUUAAGUAAUACUCCUUUCGCCUCGAGCCUCUCGACUGCAACUGCUGUCUGCCCUACUUUUACACCGGGUAAUCCAACUCCAGCCGGUACUACGCCAUCAACUUCUGUUGGCCUUUGGUGCAGCACUCCCGCUACUGGUGGUGGUGGUGCCAGCGGACAAAGCGGCAGUGAGACGAGCUGCCAGCCUGGUAGCUGCAACUCUAUUUUGACUGCUCCACUUUGGUAUUCACACAAAGGCACUCUUCUCUCCGAGGAUAUGGUGGAACCACGGCUUCUUUUUUCAGCGGCCAGUUCAGCCAUUUCAAACGCUGCCUCGGGAGAUGACAAUAUAUCUAUUCUGGAAGAACCUACUUUGCAAGCCAUCCCUGACCAGAUACUUUCUACUAGCAAUAAGACGGCCUCUCCAGGGUCAGAAUAUCGACCAAUUCAAUCGGUUGUUCUCAGACCAGCUCCAAUUGAGCUUACUGAAGAGACCCCGUAUUCUAGAAGUCUUCAAGUUUCUCCAGCUUGCUCUAGUUCAUCUAACAUCAUGAAUCCUCAACAUGCUGAUUAUUUAGCGGAACGCUCACUUGCCCGGCCCCCUUCGAAUCAGAUUACAAAUCAAUCUCCACAUUCUUUGCCCACUGAGACCAUCAUAGUCGAAAAGAGACCUUCAUCAUCUUGGAGACGAAAAAGGCGAAGUCGAUUUGGACGGAUUCGAUCUUCCAAACAGAGGAACUCUUCUCGUCCUAAAACUGACAGCGCUAUUGCUCCAAACUCCCCAAAGUUAUCUACUAUAUGUUGCGGAUCUCCGCAAUCAAAUUCAUCUAUCAUUCUUACCUCUCAGCCAAUCAGAUCAAAGGCCUCAGAUGAGUUCGCCAACCGAUUCAGCGAUCCACCCACUCCCUCCCUUGCACUUUCAUCUCAGUCUUUAACACUUGUGGCUCCCAUAGAGCAGAAUAUUAUUUCUGAGGACCAUUCUUCUUUUUUUCCGCUUUCUUCGUGUCCAUCUCCACAUGUUUAUUCUAAUGCCUUAAUCACAGACCCUACCUUCGAAACAGUCCAGUCUCCUGAACAAAUCGAUUCGUCCCUUAUUUCUAGUCUUGUUCCUAGUGAACCUCCAAAGUUGCUUCUUCUUGUCAGACCAGAUCAGCACCUCACACAACCUCAAUCAAUCACGGAUCCUAGUGAAAAUCCUUGCACCCAGCGAGCUCAAGCGGCCUUUAUCGCUCUUCAGCCUUGCCUAUCUCAUAACAGCCCGAUCAAUACCAAUCUGCCUAAUCGUCGCGAACCUCCUGAUGAUACUGAUUUGACUGCCACCAUGAAUCGUGAACGUGAUGGAGAGGAAAUUGAUUUAUUUCAGGACAAAGCAAAUAUUGAUACGACCUACCUGCCCAGUCCAUUACUUGGUGGUCCUGAAGCUCGAACUACCGGAGAACCAUCUCCACGGAAUCCCCCUGUCCCCAUGCCCAACGGAUCGACCAGCACCAGCUCACCAGUGUCCAAUCUGAUAUCAGAGGACAAGACGGAAGAGGAUUUUCCUGAGAAAAAGCAAAACAGAAUGGAGGAAGAAGGACUCCAAGAACCUGUACCUGAAGAAGAGCUAGUCACUUGCACUUCGGAGGCCGCAGAAGCUGUCUCCGAGUCUGAGGAUAAUAGCCAACCUGACGCUGAAGGUCCAUCUGAGACGGACCGAUCAAAUCCCGUUCAAUUGGAGAGUGAUUCGACAGAAGCUCAUUCAAGUUUGGCUCACCCAGCAGAACCAACCUGCCAACAUGCAGAAUCCCUCUCACACGAUGAGGUGGCAGCAGGGACGCCUGGUAUAGCUUUAUUUCAAGCCACCGUUGAUACAAGUGAACUAGAGCGUGCUCCAAUCCGUCUAAAAUUAAAUUUAAAGAGUCUCGUCAAGUCAGUCUCAACUGGCUCACGUUCACCUGGCCCUGGAGUUGCUGAGUGCGAUGCUUUGGCCCGUGCAGAACACGAAGCUCGUGAGCAGCGCCGCGAGCGCCGCACUGAACGUCGUCUAGCUAAAGCACAG